Messenger RNA from Cinara cedri, 3933 nucleotides. The record is from the annotation of a GenBank genome assembly. Lineage: Eukaryota; Metazoa; Arthropoda; Insecta; Hemiptera; Aphididae.
ACACUAUCAUAGACACAAUCAUAUUAUCUUUAAUCGUGUUUGAAAUUGUUUUUCUUUUGAUUUUAUGAAUUAUAAUUUUUAUUUCUAAUAGAACUAUUUACAGAUCGAACAACAAAUAAACAAUGUUAAUAUUCUUUAAUGUAAGGUAAAUAUAAAAAAUCAUAUUCUGCAGUUAUGUCUAAAGAUCCCAGCUCUAGUAAGGAGAAACGUAAGAGUUCACGUAAAGACGAAGGAUCUAAAAUACUUAAAGUACUUACUCUGUAUGAAUAUCUCAUAAAACUUCCGGAAGCCGUUCAAGAUCGGCUCUAUAGCCAUCCGCCGACCUGCUUAACGGUUUUUAGAGUGUUACCUGACAUUGCUCAGCAAUUCACGUUACGUAUUUUGUUCAUUGAACAGCCGGUGCCACAAUCUGUUCUCUCGUCCUGGGUACCUGCAAAUUAUUCCCGCGAACUCGAAGAAUCCAUAGAAGUAGCCACCAAUUUGCACAUAUGGAAAUUAACAGGGGUAUCCGGAGGCCUUAAAGGAUGGAUUCUGAAUUCUACAUUCAAAAAAAAACUUAAAGUAGCGUUAAUGGGUGGUGGACGUUCGACGGUAUCUAACAGUGAUGUGGCUGCCGACCCAAAAGCACGAGAUAUAGACUUUUUAGAUGCAUAUGCCUAUGAACGGUGGGAAUGCAUACUGCACUAUAUGGUUGGUUCUAAACAUGAAGGUAUAUCAAAUGAUGCAGUUAGAGUUUUACUAAACGCUGGUCUCAUGGUUAGUAAAUUGAAUUAAAUUAUUUUUAUUAUACCUAAAAUGUAUUAUUUAUUAUAAUACAUGUGCACCUAUUAAUUAAAAAAAAUAUAUCAUUUAUAUUUUAGGUCAGAGACACAGAUGAUAGUCCAAUAAUUACAUCAACUGGGUUUCAAUUUCUUCUACUAGAUAUGGCUACACAAGUAUGGUACUUUAUGCUCCGUUAUAUGGAAACUGUGGAAUCAAGAGGUUUGGAUCUGGCUCAAUGUUUGACGUUCCUCUUUCAAAUACAUCUUGGGACUUUAGGAUGGGAUUAUAUAACUGAUGAAAUGUCUGAAAAUCUUCAAGCAUUUUUACAACAUCUUCGAGAAUUUGGACUGGUAUACCAAAGAAAACGUAAAGCAGGACGCUUUUAUCCUACUCGCUUAGUAAUUGAAAUGGGGCAGGGAAACAGUCGUACUUCAGAGCGUAUGAAAAAUAAGGAACGUUAUAUUAUUGUGGAAACUAAUUUUCGAAUUUAUGCUAUGACUGAUUCUGAUCUGAAAGUCGCUUUGGUUGCAUUAUUUACACAUAUGCUUUACAGGUAAUAAUUUAUAAAUUAUAAUGAUAGUUUACACAAAUAUAUCUAUUAUUUUAUUUUAAUAUUUUAGAUUUCCAAACAUGUCUGCUGGUAUACUGACAAGAGAUUCAGUACGAACAGCAUUACGUAGUGGAAUUACAGCCGCACAGAUAGUUAGAUUUCUUUCUGUGCAUACACAUCCACAAAUGCAAGAGGGAGGUAUGCCACAGACCGUUAUUGAUCAAAUUUAUCUGUGGGAAAAUGAAAGAAAUCGAUUAACAUACACAGAUGGUGUUUUAUAUAGUAAUAUUAACACACCAAAUGAUUACGAAACAAUUAAAAAUUAUGCUGCAGAGAUUGGGGCAUUGGUGUGGUGUGAUGAAAGAAGACGAAACAUAGUUGUCAGCACAGAUGGCCAUGAUGAUGUAAGAAAGUUUUGGAAAAAACAACCAAAGUCUGAUCCCUUUUAAUGUAAUUGUCAAUAUAACAGUAAUUACAUUAUUGAAAACUAUUAAUAUAAUCAUUUUGUAAAAUACCAAAAGAUUUUCAUCUGUUUGUAAUUUUUUUUCAAAUAAAAAUUAUUAUUUUUUAUUUUUGAUACAAUUUUUUAAAACCUUAUUAGCUGCUUUAAAUAUUAACAUAUAUGAGGAUUAAAUAAUAAUAAAAAAAAAAAAACAAAGAAGUAUCAUAUUACUUUAUUUUCAGUACAAUAUAACACUAUAACAAGUGGAAGAAAAACAGUGUAUUAUAUUAUGAUGUUACUUAUAGGUAAAUAAACAAAGAUAUAGUUCAGUAUAAAUGUAUAAUAUUGUUGUAUACAUAUAUAUAAAAAAUUAUAAGGGACGGUAAUUUUAUUCAUAUUUUUUCUUAUAAUUCAUUAAUUUUAAUGUGUGCAAAUAACAGUAUUUAGGUCUAUAUUACUUUUUACAAAAAUAUAAUUUCUUGAGUUUCUUAUCACUACGUGUAUAUCUACAUAUAUAAUAAAUUAUAAUUAUAAUAAAAUAAUAUAUUAUGAGAUUAACCAUUUUUAUGUUAUUGAAUUAAAUAAAAUAUUUAUAACAAUAAAAAUUUCUAGAGAUCAUCGGAAAAAAUCAGUUAUAAUAUUAUUUUGUUUACAGUGUUGGUAACAAAUUGCAACUACUGCAUACUGACUGUUUUAAUAUUUUAAUAAAAAACACUUGCCUAACAAAAGGGUACUAAAUUGUAAAAUACUGAUUCUUCGUCAAUCACUAAAAAAUUUCAGGUUCAUGAACCUGUAUGGUGAUUUUAAUACAAUGAUUUAAAUCAAUAAUGCACAAAAAAUUUAUUGACAUCCAAUUUGCCUAAUUCAUUUUAUUAUACUCAAUUUCAGUAAGUGAGCAAUAUAACUUAAGAUAAUACUAUUAUUAUAAUAAUACUAUACAAGAUAAUUUUAAUGAACAAGGAUUGUCAUAAUUGGGCAGUUUAUAAUAUCUUGAUAACUUUGGAAGACAAUUGAUUGUUUUUAGUGAAAACUAUAUUUUUUUUAUAACAUUUUUAAUAAAUAAAUAAUUAUUUAUUAUUUAUAAAAGUUAAAUAAGAGGACACUUCAUUGAAUAGCCAGAUUUAGAACCAGCGUAUACUACAGACUUAAAUUAACAAAAAAAAGUGAUGUUAUAAACUAUUUAAUAAAUCUAGCCAAUUUUGUUGAAGAAUGAUAUAAAUAUUCAUUGCAAUUUAUCGUGGUUUACUCUUAAAGUGUGUACUAGAUAUUAUAUUGAAAUAUUUAUAAAAUUUAAAUUUAUAUUUAUAAAUUAUCAAGUCAUAAAAUUAGAUGUCUGAAUAAUGUAGUUUUUUACAUUUAUUUUGAAUUGUGACGAAAAAAAAUUAUUUUCAAUGAUAUUAAUUUUAAGAAUUAAAGAAGUUUAUAACAUCACUUACUAUUACACAAUUAUAAUAAAUAGAAAAAUUUAGUUAGUUAAUUUGUUCCAAAGUCCCUAACAGUAUUUUACCCUGUUUUAUUGCACAUUAUUAUAAUAACUAAAUUAAAACUAUCACAAUUAAUAACAGUUUUCCAAUUAAUUCUAAUAUUUUGUCCGCGAAAAAAAAAAAAAUAAAAAAAUAUGCAUAAACAUAUAAUAAUUAAUAAUGUGUAAAUAUAAAAUUAAUUUCAAAUAAAAAUUCUAUAAACAAAAAAAUAAUACAAGUGAUGCUAAUCAUAUUUUAAACAAAUAAUAAUGUAUGUUGGUAAGUUAAAUGCAAAGUAAUAAUUAUUAUUAUUACCUAUUCAACUGUAAAACCACAAGUUUCUUCAACUGCUUGGCUGAGUUUAUCGAGUAAUUUUUGUUUACUCUCAUAUUUUGGCAAAUCGAGGCGAUUAAAGCAUGUGUGUGCUUUUGGCAGAUUAUCUGUUGGUACAUCAGUCAAGUGUAUAGUGAAUAAACGAGGACCAGCUGCUCCAGUAGAUCCUACAAAAGUUUUAGACAAAGUCAAGUCUUUUAUAAAUGUUUUCUUUGUGAAAUAUCAAAUAAGUAAGUUACCUUGAAGUGCCUUGAAUCCUUGUAGAGGAACUCUAGAACUGCCAGUGACAAACUGUAAUAAUCUAAGACGCAUUUCUUGGCUAUAAUUUUGUUCAAUAAUUUCCCAAAACCAUUUCACAACAGACAUAUCAGGUGAACAAUGCU